Molecule: messenger RNA, 1506 nt
Organism: Cryptotermes secundus
Lineage: Eukaryota; Metazoa; Arthropoda; Insecta; Blattodea; Kalotermitidae
Product: RNA-binding protein with serine-rich domain 1-B
Exons: 7
Coding region: 14-973 (319 amino acids)
Biological process (GO): mRNA splicing, via spliceosome
Cellular component (GO): ASAP complex; cytoplasm; nucleoplasm
Molecular function (GO): RNA binding
Source: RefSeq, a predicted model, not a curated record
ACAUCCGGUUCCAAUGCCGUCCGAAGGGGAGGUGAAGAAGAAAAUGGCUCGCAAUCGCCGAGAAAACAGCAAUGCGAAAAGUGAGUCAGAUUCGGACGCCUCGAAUAAAGAAAACAAGAAAGAGAGAGGGAGAGAAAAGAAGAAGAGAAGUGCGUCUACAUCAAGUGGCAGUGGCAGUAGUAGUCGGAGCUCCUCAGACAGCAGCUCACGGUCAUCAAGUGGCUCAAGUUCAUCCCACAGCUCAAGCUCAGGAUCCACAUCACGUUCCAGUUCAUCUUCUAGCAGUUCAGGCAGUUCGAGCACUAGCUCAGGUGCAAGGGCUCGAGCCAAGCGCAGAGCCACCAGUGGUAGCCGUAGUCGCAGCAGAAGUGCAGAGCAGAAGAAAGUCAAAGAGAAGGAAGAGAAGAGAAAGAAACCAGAGAAACCAAAACCCAAAGCACGAUCCAGGUCUGCUUCCCCUCGUCGGAAACGUAAGGAACGUUCGCCCACGCCACGCCCCACAAAGAUUCAUGUGGGGCGCCUUACCCGCAAUGUUACACGGGAUCACAUUCUGGAAAUAUUUUCAACCUAUGGCACAGUGAAAAGUGUGGACUUCCCGCAAGAUAGACUACACACACAUACUGGGCGAGGUUUUGCUUACAUAGAAUUUGAGACUCCCAAUGAAGCAGAAAAUGCUAUGAAACACAUGGAUGGAGGACAGAUUGAUGGGCAGGAAAUUACUGCGGCGCCAGUGCUUCUACCAAAACCCAGGCCAGUGCCACCUCGUCGCAGCCCACCCAUGCCUCUACGAAGGCCACCUCCUCGCUGGGGACGUUCUCCACCUCGGUUAGUGUUUAGAUACCGCCGUCGCUCUCCACUGCCACCAAGAAGAAGAUCUCCACCCCCACGACGUCGCCCACGUACAAGGUCCCGUUCUCGGAGUCCUGCAAGGAGACGUCGAUACAGUCGUUCCAGUUCGAGCAGUUCUCGUUAAUUGAUGUAGCAUGACAGAGCUGUCUGGCAGUACUUUGCAUCAUGUGAAGACAGCAACUUGCUCUUGUAUAUAGCAAGCACUUCCAUGAGUAAACAGUGCCACUGCUAUGAGAAUGUGAUUCCACCUUCCAUAGAUCCAGAAUGCAUCCCUGAUGGUUUACUCCAGCUGCUUGGUCAAUUGUGCAGUCUGAAUAACUGCCCAGGGAUACUGUUUUUCUACUUGAAAUUCAGUACUUCUAUCUAAAUACAAAUGAGUUCUUUAGUUAGUUAGUUAGUGAAUUUCAGUUGUUCUCUUCAUAUAAAUGGGUUGCUUUGUUUGUGUUCCUACAUCCAUCGAUGUAAGUACAGACCAUUGCAGGUUAAGUAUGUGAAAUGACAGGUGACAGAUGUGUUAUAUACAAAGUGUAGUGUUAGUAUGUGAGUCUUUGCUUCAGGGUAUAGUUUUGAACCCUGCAUUCAAUUUGUAAAUUGUGCUGAAGAACUCUUGUAUUUUAUAUAAAGAAAAUGCUGAUUACUGAAAUAAAGAUAUUUCAA